CGUUUGGUUUCUGCACAUUUCUCCAGUCACCUCUCACACGUGAACAGUCACAGCCUCUGGAUCGCUCUCUGUCCCGGGAUGUCUCUCCUCUGGGCCGUCCUCAGCUGGACGAGCCUCUGUCGGGUCCUGGUUGUGCUCGCUGCAGGACUGGGAGCCCUGGUUUCGGUUUGGACGGCGAGGCUGUUGGCGCGACACGCCUGGUUCACGUACAGGCUGUCCUGCUUCAGCAAGCCACAUGCCAACUCCUGGCUGUUGGGCCACCUGGGCCAGAUGCAGAGCUCGGAGGAAGGCCUCCUGCAGGUGGACGACUUGGUGCGGAUGUACACGCACUCCUGCAGCUGGUUCAUCGGCCCUUUCUAUCACCUGGUCCGGCUCUUCCACCCUGACUACGUCAAACCUCUGCUCAUGGCACCUGCCAGCGUUACGAUAAAAGACGAGCUCAUCUACGGUCAUCUGCGUCCGUGGCUCGGGCAGAGCCUGUUGCUAAGCAACGGGGCGGAAUGGUCUCGCAAGAGACGGCUGCUGACUCCGGCUUUUCACUUCGACACCCUUAAGGACUACGUGGUCAAGUUCAACACUUCCACCGACACCAUGCACGAGAAGUGGCGCCACUUGGUCGCAAAGGGCACGGCGACCGUCGAGAUGUUUGACCACGUCACUCUGAUGACACUGGACAGUUUGUUGAAAUGUGCCUUCAGCUACACAAGCGACUGUCAGAAGUCGACCAGCGAGUAUGUGUCCGCCAUAGUGGAGCUGAGCGAGCUGGUGAUAGACCGCCGGCAAAAGAUUCUGCACCACUGGGACUGGUUUUACUGGAAAACGGAGCAGGGAAAGCGCUUCAGAAAGGCCCUCAGCACUGUGCACAGGUUCACCAGGGAGGUGGUCCAGAAGCGUCGAGCUCUGAUCAGCCAGCAGACGAAGACAGAUACCGACGUGUCCACAGCACCGCGGAGAAAGAAGGAUUUUGUGGACAUCAUACUGCUGUCAAAGGAUGAAGAUGGACGAGGACUCACAGAUGAGGAGAUACAGGCGGAGGCCAACACCUUCAUGUUCGCAGGUCACGACACAACAGCCAGUGCGAUCUGCUGGACGCUGUAUAAUUUAGCACGCCACGAGCACUAUCAGGAGAAAUGCAGGCAGGAGGCGAUGGAUCUGAUGCAAGGACGAGACCGGCAUGUAGUGGAGUGGUUAGAAAACACACACAAACAUAUCUCGAUGGAGGAUCUGUCCAACCUUCCCUUCACCACCAUGUGCAUCAGGGAGUCUCUCCGGCUGCACGCUCCUGUGCAGGCCGUCACCAGGAAGUACAACCAGGACAUGGCGCUGCCAGGGCGUCGGAUCGUACCAAAGGGGGCCAUCUGUCUGGUCAGUAUUUACGGGACACACCACAACCCUGCCGUUUGGACCAGCCCUGAUGUGAGAAAUGAAGGGAGACACAUCGUAAGACUUCUGUUCACUUGUCGCUUUUUGAGCCGUUUGAUUUAUUCUCUUUCAGGAGUUUUGUCCCCUGCGUUUUGGCCCCGAGUGCACAGCGGAACGGGCUUCCCACGCCUACAUCCCCUUCUCCUCGGGCCCCAGGAAUUGCAUUGGGCAGAAAUUCGCCCUGGCACAGCUUCGGGUCGUCGUGGCGUUGACCCUGCUCAGGUAUCGCCUGACCCCGGGGGUGAACCCCGAACUCGGGGCCAGGUCUGGGGGAGUGCGCCGUCUCCCUCAACUCGUCCUGCGUGCGGAGGGAGGUUUGUGGCUGCAGCUUGAGCCUCUGAUCCCGCACGACCUGGAGGAGUCUGAUGACUGACACCGAACAGAAACACAGCUUUUCAGCCCUGUUCUCGGUGUUUAUGUGUUGUCUCUAAAUAUAUCUGUGACAUUUGUUAGGCUUCAUGACUCUUUUAUGAUCACUUUUCAAUUAAUUUAAUUUGCAUUUAACAUUUUUAAGUUGGUUUUGAAAAAUUGCACACAAAAAAAGUAUUCUCAUCCUUAAACUCAAGUUCAAAGACAAGUUUAGAAAAAUAAAUUAAAAGGAAAUAUCUGUAUUGCUAAUAAUUGCAUCUGAUUUGCAUACUAAUGACAAUAUUCCUGUGGAUACAUGAUGCAUGUAUUUCAGCUCUAGUGUUUAUCAGAUUACAUACUUAUGUUGUAAUUAAAGUAUAACAUGGAGCUUA
This is a messenger RNA of Pseudoliparis swirei, 2162 nucleotides long. It is a transcript of the gene cyp4f3, whose product is annotated as cytochrome P450 4F3. Lineage: Eukaryota; Metazoa; Chordata; Actinopteri; Perciformes; Liparidae. The record is from RefSeq and is a predicted model, not a curated record. Gene Ontology annotation, molecular function: monooxygenase activity; iron ion binding; heme binding. The transcript has 12 exons. The coding region runs from base 79 to 1755 and encodes 558 amino acids.